AUGUUUUUAAAACCAGUAAACAGACAAGUGGUUUUUGCAUCCACUCAAAUUCGCCAUUAUGCCACCAAACAACAAGCCCAAUCUUCAAUAAGACAAUGGGCUACAGAGCACUCACCAAAGUUUGUCACGGAGUUGAAAAACCAAACGACACAAGCAGCCUCAAUAUUGAAUAAGAAAACUGGAGAGUUUCUUGCAGAAGGAAUUGACGUGGCACAGCAUUUGAAACAUCAUAGUGAUGCUAUUCAUAAGGUGCGUGUAGCUGAGCGUGGGUACAAGAACUUAAAGGAUAAAGGAGAGAAGGUUGAAAGUGAGCAGUGUCGUCCUGAUGAUGGAUUGUGA
Messenger RNA from Lodderomyces orthopsilosis Co 90-125, 339 nucleotides. RefSeq lists its product as uncharacterized. Bases 1 to 339 code for a protein of 112 amino acids. NCBI's taxonomy places the organism in Eukaryota, Fungi, Ascomycota, Pichiomycetes, Serinales, Debaryomycetaceae. The record is from RefSeq and is a predicted model, not a curated record. The transcript has a single exon.